AUGGGUUUGGCUGUUUUUGAGAAUGAUAAAAAUUUGUCAUUUAAUGGAGUGGACAAAAUAGUCGAUGACGUUUACAAGGACAACCUCAACUUCCUGAUAAAGAGCAACAAGAACGAAUUGGAGCGGAAAGAAACGGACCAAUUCAGUUUCAGCAUUGACAACCUCUUCAUUCUACUGGAAGAGGAGGAACAGCGACGCCACGCCGAGAGGGAUCAAAUGAAGGACACCCUUCAAAACAUAGGUUUAUAA
Molecule: messenger RNA, 249 nt
Organism: Plasmodium inui San Antonio 1
Lineage: Eukaryota; Apicomplexa; Aconoidasida; Haemosporida; Plasmodiidae
Exons: 3
Coding region: 1-249 (82 amino acids)
Source: RefSeq, a predicted model, not a curated record